This is a messenger RNA of Parastagonospora nodorum SN15, 357 nucleotides long. RefSeq lists its product as hypothetical. The transcript has 2 exons. The coding region runs from base 1 to 357 and encodes 118 amino acids. The record is from RefSeq and is a predicted model, not a curated record. Lineage: Eukaryota; Fungi; Ascomycota; Dothideomycetes; Pleosporales; Phaeosphaeriaceae.
AUGGCGUGGUUUGCACUCUCGUUUCGUGCCCCGUGGGCAUCGCACCGCGCGGAUUCUCCACCUCAGCAACAGAGACCGGCGCAAGAUGGGACGCAGCAUGAGAGAUUUCACACCUCCACGCAGGCGAUAGAGAGCUACACCGUUCGCAUAUUGGAUCCCAGCAGCCGGCCAAGCCUGCACACAAAGUUGCGACAAGCAGUCGAAGAAAGCGGAGGUGUCAUUUACUAUGCCGUCGAAUACAUCACAUCCCUUGACUGGCUAUGGUCAUGGGAAUCUGUUGGAGGAAGGGUGUGUGUCGAUCACGAGAACAAGUUUGGAGAAAGAGAGCCGGCGAAGUUGCAGCAGUGCGGGGAGUAG